CACUCAACGCGGCCAUUCCGAUGCACGGAGAUGUGAUAAAUCGGUCGAUUAUGCGUUGUAUGCGCACGUCCCCGAAUAACACAUCCGUGUGCCAUUUCGGCCGGGAUUGCUGACUUGUGAGAGCCCACGAGAUUGUUAUUAUUAAACCAUCUCACUAACUAGGAGGCUCGCGCCUGCCAAUCAGCCCCGAGGGACGUUGACUAAAAUCCCCAACUCCGGGGAACAAGAUCGCCUCGCAUCCCUCAGACGGAGAGCUGACUGCAGAUGACAUGUGGAUCACAUGACCAGCUCCCCCGAUCAAUGACAACCUCAUCAUCGGAUGUGUACACUGGAGUAAAGCAAAUCGCUUCUCUUUGGCUUCAGAAGCAGAGGUAACAGGGGAUGGGAGCGUAGGGGGAGUCUAGGAAGCCAGGCCAUGAACGGAGGCGGGCAGGAGUCCUUGAUAUUCCAGUCAUUCUAAUAAUCGGGCGAUGAGGGUCAGCGCUGUGGACGUUACAACGGUGUGUCGCCCUAUGCUGCCUUCACCGCUGGAGAACCUACCUGCGAGAUUUACCGCGCAAAAGAAAGAGACCCUGCCUGGCCAUUAUGCACACAGCAGUACAGCAUUGACAGUUGGUUACGCAUCGGUUGGUGCAUAUGAUUUUAAUAACCCAAGAGGAAAAAUAUUAACCCUUUAAAAUGAGAUGCGACGAUCGUGUCUAGUCUGUGCGCAUGCAACAUCGACACAGGGUACAGUGAUGACCUCCAGUUUGUCGCCCGCUACAAUGCAGGGCUGGAGCUAGAUGGGCUUUCGUCGCUUAAGGGGCGCAGAUGCACGGAGUAUUGCGCCCGGUUACGCUGUCGUGGGGACACUUCGAUUUGCCGUGGUGUGUGAUUAUCUGACGCCGUUAUCGGCUGCAAGAUUCCGUAGAGUGGCUUCAACUAUCCCCGCCGCUGGCCUGACGGAUGAGUAAACAACGGCAAGAGAGGCCUGGGGAACGCGACCCACCAUAGCCAGGGAGAAUAACUUUCCGGCUCUAGCCCUCAUCAAUAAAGAUUUACAGAGUCGUUGUUCUGCUACUGACUUGUGCAAUAGGUCUGUCGGGGAUGUGGGGGAAAAAAGCUUGAGAGUAACUGACGCCCUGUCACCAUUUUAGGCCGCAAUUCACAAGACUUCCCCCUGCUUUUGUCUGACGAUCGGCCGAUCAACACUCAUCGAAGUUUAACGGUUUGACAGUAAACCUUUUCGAAUCAAGGAGUAUGCUUCGACGUUUAUGAAAUUGGUCAUGGAUCCAGAACCCUACAAACGACGUUCUGUGUUGUACCUGGGGGUCAAAUGUAGACGUUGAACCAAUACGCCAAAUUUGGAGGGUAACACUUCAAAGAUAACCAACAACAAAGUGGUCCCAUGCUGCGAACAAUAAUGAUAGGCCUAAUGUACAGCAUCUGGUGGGAUCUGAUGUCGAUGAGUUAGUUUAGUUUCGAUUCUGCGACCGAAACCUGAUUAUCGACUAGCGAAUGAGGAAAUCAACAUAGAGUGACUCUUUUGCGUUCAUGAUUCGGACACAUGGCCGUAAGUAAGCGAUACGUGUAGCCAUCAACCAGCAUGCAGGAUCACUCAAGAGUUCGUUCGUUAUCACUAGACGACAUCAAUGUUGGUAUGUCAUCAUCAUCAUUAUCAGCGGCAACAUCAACAGCAGCGUCUUGCCGAAAGGGGAAAUCCUCCUCAGUUGAUGAUGACAGACAGGACAAUGAUGUCACGGAGGAAGGGGAAGGACGGGACAGAGAUACACUGGGAGAGUUGGAGUCACCAGCCAUCGAGAAUUUACAAGACCGGUUGCUGGUGACGCCCAUCCGGUGGCAGAUGAGGUCGGAGGCAGCCGUGGCUCCUACCGGCUUGUACCGGAGAGACAGUGCGCCGGCUACCUUGCUGCAGAAGGAGGACUCCAUCUCCAGACGGUGCUCCAAUCCCGCCCUGCUGGAGACUAUCGAGGAAGGCCAGGUCAGCUGUCGUAGGAAGAGCACCCCGGCCGUCAUGACGCAGGGCCUGGCUCAGCAGAGAGGGAGGGGCGGAGGGGCGCACCUCAGCCCCAGGCGGGCCCUCUUGAAAGCCGUCUCCGCCCCUGGCUCGGCACCGGCCAGGAGGCGUUCCAUGCCGGAGAUUUCCACCCACCAACGCAGCCCAGUCAUGCUGGAGACAUUCUACCCACCUCCAAGGAGGAACAGCCUCAUGUCGUGCUCUCUGGCUGAGGUGGCGGCGCGGUUCGAGUUGCUUAACACGAACUCGCGGGUGCCAGAAGAGAGCGAACUCUUGGAGAAAUCAAGAGCCGGGUACGACAGGAGUAAUGGCUCAGGGGUUUCGUCGAGUCAUAGUCUACCACCGAUAACCUCGUAACAUCUUGAGUUUGGACUACUUCAUAAUCUUUGCUUAGCGGAGACCUGUGCAUUCAAAUUUUAAUUCGCCACUUCCCAUGUCACAUGCCUCAGAAACUGGGAUAAUCUUUAUCCAGCCUUUGCUGGCUCCUCUCUGCCCCCUUUAAUUAACACAUGUACCCAGUUUUCCCUGUGUAAGGUUCUUCGGGUUAAUUCAACCGAAGUGCUUAUUAAACGGGACUAGAGUGACGAUUAUGUGCGUGUAGCGUUUGCGAAGGUUGCUGUUGUUAAUUGCAAGAGACAAAUUGGCCGACUACAAGUACCACUUUGCACAACAUCGUGGGUCCCACCACGCUUCUUUCUGCGACCAAGGCGUCCCACGUGACUAAAAGGGUACAUUGAGCAUUUAUAAAUCAACUGAGGCGAUAAACGCAAGAACGUGACACGGCAUUUAAGUCCAAAGUGUAACAUCCAGUAAAGCGAUAAAAAAUGGACCAAUAAGUCACAGCGACGAGUUACUCACUUAGUCCGUUGCUAGACAAGGCAAUUUUUUUUGAAUAGGGACAUGUAAACCCUACCAUCGAAUCGAAUGCACAAGCCUCCUCAGUGAGAUUGGAAAUUAGUGCUUUUUCAGUUCUAAAAGUGCACUGCUUUCCCAAACUGGCGCUAUUGAUGUAGGCCUAUAUGACAUUAUGAAUAUGUAGCAAUAAUGCAAAACCUUUGUUAUUCAAAUCUACAAUAUGAGAAUCCUUAAUGUUAAAUAAUGAAGUUAACUCAUUAGGAAAUAACCCAAAUAAUGCGUCACUGCGCCCUAUAUUAGGUUGGUAUAGCCUGGUACCUGUUUCCUACAAGAGAAUAUACACAGUGAUAGCAUGACGAGUUAGUUCUUUCCCUCUGUACAGUACCCAAUACACCCACAGAAAUCUCCCCCCACUAUACAGUCUGGUAGCCUUUAGUAUCGAUAAACAGUUUUUGCAAUUUCAAUGCAUGUUCACAGCAUUCCCAAUGCACCAAAAUAAGCAGUUACAGUGUGUAUAAAUUUGUAUUCGAAAAAUCAUCCUUAAAAAGGAAUAUGCGGUAUGGCGUAAGUGUGGCUUCAUAGUCGUAAUUUAUGUGUGCGAAUGCUAACCACAGUCACAAUGCUCUAGCAAAGUGUAGAUUGAAAUCUAAUAUGCAUACAUACACAAUAUAAUGUUAGCCAUUUUGAGUGCAUGUCGUUUAUGUGCGCAAGCGCAACACGUGUACCAAGCACCGUUUCCAUGUAGAUCGUAUGUUGCAAAGUAAACGCUUUUGUUACCGCAAAUUUCUUUCUAUUUGCUAAUUCAAAGUAAUAAGUUUCCUGCAGGGAAAUGCUUUAUACGACAAAUAUUCAUUGCACCCCCCCUCCCAUCUGGUAGGCACGGGCGUCGCUAGGGGAAGGGGGGUCGGGGUGUCACAACCCCAUUGGUUAGUCUUGUCGGCAAAAUCAUGGUCUGUCGGCAAAAUAAAAACCGUUAUGUAGGUGUCGGGGCUUGGGAAUCAGACUAUAGUGCGCUCGUUUUGCAUGACGGUGCGUCGGCAAAUUUCAUUUGGCACACGCCCGUGCUGGGUAGGUCUACUCGCUCCACCCGCCGAGAAGUCAGUGCUGAUAAAUUUGUGAAUGAAUAUUUCGGCUCAGUAACGUCAUAACGUGUCCUUGUUGGUAGUCUUGAUUUCGAAACAUCCUUACCAUUAUAAUGGAUUUGAAUUGAUUACUUGAUGUAAAAUGCUGGAAGGUGUCACUUUUCUGAUAAAGUAACCCUUUAAAGUUCAUCCUGUUGGUAUGUGUUCGUUAUUUGAAUGCCAACUUGCAUAGUGGUUAUAAAUUAUUCGAAUUCUCAAAGCCAAGAGCACUCCUAUAUAAACAGAGGGGUAUUCAUUACUGCUUAGAAAAUGUAACCCAUCAUUCAAAACUAGGCUGAAGUAGAUAAUUUUCCCCCACUGCUGGAUCUUAUACUUCAAAGUUAUCCAAAGUAUUAAAAAAAACACGAUGUCUGCAGAAAACAUUGGUAAUUUUACGGCAAUGAAAUUUAAAAGUGUUGUAGAGUUUGCAUUGUAAAUGUGCAUUUAUCAUUUUCCAGAUAGCUCGUAACACACAGGGCUACUGUCGUUCUUCAGGGUUUGGAAUAGUGGGCCACAAAUGCAGAGUGCAUCCUUAGCCUGUAGCCUGUUUUUUUCAUAAUACAGUCAACAAUUUGGGUUCAAGAGCAUAAAUAUGCCAAUCGAAAAUCGUUUCCCCUCCACAGAGGACUCCCUCUGCCCCAUUGGCAUGCGCAACGUUUUCUCUACAACACGCCCGCGCACCGACCCAUUCCCUCUUUGCAAGCAGUUCGUCUGUGGCCGUACAUUAAUUUUACCUGGCGGUUCGUGUCGCGGAUUGUGUUCCGCCGAAUAAAUUCUGCACACGUUUCCUUCCUCCUAACAAAAGAGAAAAAAGAGGGCGCAAGAAGGAAAAAAACUGCAGCGUCUUGCCCUGCCAAUGUUCGAACCAUUUAUCACAACAUUUCGAGAACUGCCUUCCAGGUAUGGUGCGUUUAAAGGUCACGCCUAUAUAUAAUGUACGCCAUAUCUGUUUUUCAUUUGCAUGCAUACAGAGAACAAACCUUGACCAUAAAGCCAUAAAAACAACACGUACAUUCAACGGUCAAUACACUUUCCUCUCUAAAUGAAAUACACGGAUGAUUUUAGGAUAUUGUGACAGUCGCAUCUUUUCCAGGAAGUGAUUUCCGAUAAAAUGGAUAUUUCACUAUUUUUGUUUUGCUCUGUGAACAAAACUUCCAAGAAUUUACCCUCUUUACCAACGUUGGGUUAUCCUUUAGCUGUUGUCAAUUAUUGGUUUCAUUGUGUCCAAUACCGUUUUUAAUUACCAUGGUAAAAAACAUCAGUAAAAUUUUCGGAGGAAAUUGAAAUAGGUUGUCCACAUAAGAGAUACUAAAAUAUUGCGGGUUGGAAAAGGUAUAUACUGGUCGUAUCUGGAUUUGGAUUCUAGCUUUCAAAGUUUUUUUAUCAUUUCAAUUUUAUUUUCUACCAAAUAUUUAAUAGUGUAGGCCUAUACGUUCCUGUUAAGUAAUAAAGCUCAGAAUUAUAACAUAGCAUUUUAGGUAUGUUUUAUAUUGGGCCCCCUGCGCGCAUAAAAUUGAACUCAUUUGCACUGUCUCUUGAA
This is a messenger RNA of Acanthaster planci (crown-of-thorns starfish), 5533 nucleotides long. RefSeq lists its product as uncharacterized. NCBI's taxonomy places the organism in Eukaryota, Metazoa, Echinodermata, Asteroidea, Valvatida, Acanthasteridae. The record is from RefSeq and is a predicted model, not a curated record.